UUGUACACAUGUGAUCAAUGCAGUAAAACGCUUUUGAGUGCUUCAGACCUGAAGGAACACCUGAGAGUUCAUACAAUGGAGAAGCCACAUUCAUGUCAUUUGUAUGGAAAGAGUUUUUUAUGUUUACAAAGUUUGAAAGAACACCAGACAAUGCAUACUGUUAUGAGAGAGUACAUGUGCUUUGAGUGUGAAAAGACUUUUACUACAGCAAAAUGUUUAAAACGGCACCAGAGGAUUCACACUGGAGAAAAACCUUACAAGUGUUCACACUGUGACAAGAGAUUCAGUGGGUCAGAAUAUCUGAAAAUACAUGAGAGGAUCCACACUGGAGAGAAGCCACAUGCAUGUGAUCAUUGUGGGAAGAGCUUCAGACUAAAAGGGACCCUUAACGAUCACGUGAAAAUCCACACCGGAGAGAAGCCGCACACAUGUGCUCAGUGUGGGAAGAGUUUUACACAAAAAGGAAACCUUAACAAACACGUGAAAAUCCACACUGGAGAAAAGCCGUACUCAUGUGAUCAGUGCGGAAAGAGUUUCAGAAUAUCAAGUGUUUUUAAAGUUCAUCUGCGUACUCAUUCUAGAAAAAGACAAUAUAACUGUGACCAUUGUGGUAAACGUUUUUUUACGGCAAGUGCCCUGAAGAAGCACCUGAAAAUUCAUACAAAGGAAAAGCCUCAUGCGUGUUCUUUGUGUGGAAAGUGUUUUAGCCAAUUUGCUGCUUUAAAAUAUCACCAGAAAAGACACAGCGGUGUGAAGGAUCAUGCUUGCUCUGAGUGUGGGAAGACUUUUUUUACAUAUGGUGCACUGAAAGUGCACAAGACCGUUCACACUACAGAAACACCUUACAAGUGUUCACACUGUGACAAGAGAUUCAAACGGUCAGAAUAUCUGAAAAUACAUGAGAGGAUCCACACUGGAGAGAAGCCACAUGCAUGUGAUCAUUGUGGGAAGAGCUUCAGACUAAAAGGGACCCUUAACGAUCACGUGAAAAUCCACACCGGAGAGAAGCCGCACACAUGUGCUCAGUGUGGGAAGAGUUUUACACAAAAAGGAAACCUUAACAAACACGUGAAAAUCCACACUGGAGAAAAGCCGUACUCAUGUGAUCAGUGCGGAAAGAGUUUCAGAAUAUCAAGUGUUUUUAAAGUUCAUCUGCGUACUCAUUCUAGAAAAAGACAAUAUAACUGUGACCAUUGUGGUAAACGUUUUUUUACGGCAAGUGCCCUGAAGAAGCACCUGAAAAUUCAUACAAAGGAAAAGGAUUCACACUGGAGAGAAACCAUCUCCAGUGUGGAGCAGCAUCUCUCUCACAUGAUGGACGCUCUGCUGCAGCACUCAGACCUGAUGAUGAAGGAUGAAGCUUUACUUCUUGAAGAUCUGGAGAGAUGA
Molecule: messenger RNA, 1389 nt
Organism: Sinocyclocheilus anshuiensis
Lineage: Eukaryota; Metazoa; Chordata; Actinopteri; Cypriniformes; Cyprinidae
Product: gastrula zinc finger protein XlCGF26.1-like
Exons: 2
Biological process (GO): regulation of DNA-templated transcription
Molecular function (GO): DNA-binding transcription factor activity, RNA polymerase II-specific; RNA polymerase II cis-regulatory region sequence-specific DNA binding
Source: RefSeq, a predicted model, not a curated record